GAUAUUGUUUUUCUUCUGAUCUCUGGUCGAUGGAUUUAUCACUGACAAUACAACGAUAUUUUAGCUAGAAAUCGUGUGAAGCAUGGGUGACUGGAGCUUUCUGGGGCGGCUGCUGGAGAAUGCUCAAGAACACUCCACUGUAAUCGGCAAGGUUUGGCUGACGGUCCUCUUCAUCUUUCGCAUUUUGGUCUUGGGCGCGGCCGCCGAGGAGGUUUGGGGUGACGAGCAGUCAGACUUCACCUGCAACACGCAGCAACCCGGUUGCGAAAACGUCUGCUACGACGAGGCCUUCCCUAUCUCCCACAUCCGCUUCUGGGUGCUGCAGAUCAUCUUCGUCUCCACGCCCACCCUCAUCUACCUGGGCCAUGUGCUGCACAUCGUCCGCAUGGAGGAGAAGAGGCGCGAGAAGGAGGAGGAGCUCAGGAAGGCCAGCAGGCACCAGGAGGACCGCGACCCACUCUACCACAAUGGAGUUGGUGACGGAGGAGGAGGCGGCAAGAAGGAGAAGCCGCCGAUCCGUGAUGAGCACGGCAAGAUCCGAAUCCGCGGGGCGCUGCUGAGGACCUACGUCUUCAACAUCAUCUUCAAGACGCUGUUUGAGGUGGGCUUCAUCCUGGGACAGUACUUCCUCUACGGCUUCCACCUGAAGCCGCUCUAUAAAUGUGGCCGCUGGCCCUGCCCCAAUACUGUGGACUGCUUCAUCUCCAGGCCAACUGAAAAGACAAUCUUCAUCAUUUUCAUGCUGGUGGUAGCCUGCGUCUCUCUGCUCCUCAACCUGCUGGAGAUCUACCACCUGGGCUGGAAGAAGGUCAAGCAGGGGGUGACCAGCGAGUUCAUACCUGACCGCGAGUCGCUGCGGCUGGGCUCGGACGAGGCCGCCGAUUCGGAGACGAUCCCCGAGCGAAUGUCUCCGCUGGCGCUUAACUGCCUGCCGGCCUACGCCAGCGUGAGCAUAGUGGGGGGAGGCGGGGCUGAGGGAGGGGGCUACGCGCCCACCGAGACCUCCCCCAGUGCGCUCUCCUUAAGCCCCAACAUGGCUGCCACACCCACCGCCGUGCCAGCUGGACUCAAGAUGGAUGCCGCCGUGUUCCCACAUGAUGACUUCCUCUUUCAAGCCCCGGCCAUGUCCUUUUAUGGCAGCAGCGAGGGGGUGAGUGUCGGGAGCCACGCGCAGCUGGCAGCGAUGGAGCAGAACUGGAGCAACAUGGCACUGGAGCUCAACGCUCUGGAUGGGAAGAACUCCUUCUCCUAUCCUCCUCCCUCUCCUCCUCCCUCGUCCUCCUCUCCUUACCAGGAGACCACACCUCUUCCUCCCCAAGAGGAGCAGCCCGCCACCGCCCCUCCGCCUAAUCAUCACCCCCUCCAUCCACAGGAAGAGGAGGCGGUAGAUCAGGAUAACGUCGUCCCCACGGCACCGUGUGCGGCUGUGGACGACGACUUCACAAUGGUUACUAGGGCAGAGAUGCAUGAGCCUCCUGCUGCCGCGGCAACAGACGUCCGGAGGCUGAGUCGGGCCAGCAAGAGCAGCAGCGUCCGAGCUCGACCCGAUGACCUGGCCGUGUAG
This is a messenger RNA of Myripristis murdjan (pinecone soldierfish), 1564 nucleotides long. RefSeq names its product gap junction alpha-3 protein-like. Gene Ontology annotation, cellular component: connexin complex. The transcript has 4 exons. Gene Ontology annotation, molecular function: gap junction channel activity. Bases 83 to 1564 code for a protein of 493 amino acids. The record is from RefSeq and is a predicted model, not a curated record. NCBI's taxonomy places the organism in Eukaryota, Metazoa, Chordata, Actinopteri, Holocentriformes, Holocentridae. Gene Ontology annotation, biological process: cell-cell signaling.